Messenger RNA from Phycomyces blakesleeanus NRRL 1555(-), 1026 nucleotides. RefSeq lists its product as hypothetical. The transcript has a single exon. The record is from RefSeq and is a predicted model, not a curated record. The coding region runs from base 1 to 1026 and encodes 341 amino acids. Lineage: Eukaryota; Fungi; Mucoromycota; Mucoromycetes; Mucorales; Phycomycetaceae. Gene Ontology annotation, molecular function: protein binding.
AUGGCUAGUCCUCUUCAAGCAUUAUCACAUACUUCUUUCGACACUGGGUACAGUGCUGAUUGUACUGAAUUCUGCCCUCUUGUCGACUCAACAGACUACUUGGCGUGUGGAACAUAUCAGCUUACAGACGAAACAAAGAACGACGCUCAGGUUCGCAAAGGAAAGCUUUACUUGUUCACAGUCGAUCCCAAAAACAAGAAUGGAUUGCAACAACAACAGGUCAUUGAAGGACCAGCUAUUCUCGACAUGAAGUGGAGUCAUGCACUUGUUGAGAAUCGCAAGGUGCUUGGUGUAGUAGAUUCAAUUGGUGGACUUCAAUUGCAUCAUUUGACAGAUGCUGGAGAAUUGGAAUCUCUUGCUCAUUGUCAAGUUAGUGAGCCAGACGUACUCUGUCUUUCACUUGACUGGGCUAGUCGAGUUAACAAGGACGAUCACCGGAUUGCGAUAUCUCAUUCGAAUGGUGAACUGUCAAUAGUCGUACCUUCCGAGUCAGAGUGGAAAGUAGCAGAUCAGUGGCAUGCACACGACCUUGAAGCCUGGAUUACAGCCUUUAAUUAUUGGGAUACCCGUACACUUUAUUCAGGUGCAGACGAUGGUCUGUUUAAAGGCUGGGACAGUCGGUCUCAAACACCUCAGUUCACCAACAAACGACACAGUAUGGGCGUCACCACCAUGCAAUCUUCACCAUUUCAAGAACAUACACUGGUGACAGGCAGUUACGAUGAAAAUAUCUACUUCUGGGACACUAGAUCUAUGCGAAUGCCACUCAAGACUGUUCAAACUCCCGGUGGAGGUAUCUGGCGCCUGAAAUGGCACCCGACCGAGGCCAAUUUAUUACUAUCAGCCUCUAUGCACGCUGGUGCCUUUGUCAUUAACACAAAUACCCAUGAAAUUGUCAAUUCGUUCCUUGAUCAUACUUCGAUGGUGUAUGGUGCAGACUGGUCAUACGUUCACAAAGACUGGGUAGCGUCGUGUUCGUUCUAUGAUCAUACAAUGCAUCUUUGGGAUGCUUCGACAACAGCCUAG